Molecule: messenger RNA, 1173 nt
Organism: Cryptococcus deneoformans JEC21
Lineage: Eukaryota; Fungi; Basidiomycota; Tremellomycetes; Tremellales; Cryptococcaceae
Product: expressed protein
Exons: 4
Coding region: 92-1039 (315 amino acids)
Cellular component (GO): cytoplasm
Source: RefSeq, a predicted model, not a curated record
CGAAGCCUCAUCGUCAGCUGAACCUAAAACACUACUUCCACCUCGUUUUUUCCUCCUUUCAGUCACCUUAAUUCAUCACCUAUAGUCGUAUAUGAGCGCUUCAUCCCAGCCUAGGCUUAGUGUAAGAGAAGCGGCUCUUGCCGCUGUCCAAGCACGACUUAACCCGCCACCUUCAUACGACAGUUCAUCCGCUCACGCCUCAAACCCCGGCGUCAGUGGCGCCGCUCCUCAAGCCGCAACGAAUAAUGGAAGCACUGUCGCCGAACAGACCCCUUUCUCACCCCCCGGUUCAAGGGCGAGUCCAAGACCUACCUUCACGGAUAAAGAGGAGAGGGAACUGAAACUGAAGUUUGGGAAAUUGUUGGAUCGCGGGAUCGUUAGGGAUAAUGGCUAUAAAGAAAGUGCGGAAGCUGUUGAGACAUUAUUGAAGAUUGCUAACAAUAUUCUUUCGAGCGAUGAUCCUAAGUACCGAACUAUCAAGGCCACCAAUGGCAUGUUGCAGAAGAAGGUUUUGUCGGUGAAAGGUGGCCAUGACUAUAUCAUUGCUCUCGGCUUUCGGACGAAGACAGUCGAUUUCGUCAAGAUAUACGUGUUUGAGAAGACACUUCGGUCGACACACGAGCUCAAGAUUGGUGCAGAAAUACUUCAAGGCCACUUAACAUCUCUCAAAGAAAGAGUGAACCUCUCAUCGCAAUCGCUCCUCAAUUACAACCAAGAAGAGGCCGCCCGCCGAGCUCAAGCACUCCGCGAAAUUGAAGCCGAUCGUGAAUCUGUAAAGAUCCGGGCAGAGAGGGAACGACAAGCUCGAGAAACCAAAGAGCAGGCUAAGAGGGAGAGAAGGGAGAGAGGGGAAGCCGAAGAGGCCGAGGAAGUGGUCGAUAGGGAUGAUGAGAGGCGGAGGGAGAUGGCAAAUGCUGUGGUCAGGAAUGAUAGAGACUAUAGGCGCAACACUGUUGAGGAUGAGUAUAGUGAGGAUGACGAUUAUCCUCCAACAUAUGGGGAAACUUUCUUUGGGGAAGGAAGGAGGUUGGGUGAUUAAGAGUAUAUGCUUACACGUAAUCAUGUUUGAUAAGAGUGAUUGAGAAUAACGACCGUUGAAAUGUUGUGUAAAUGUUCAUUUGUUGAAAUAGACUUAUACUGUUGAUGAACAACGUAGCCAGUACCUUGAUCUAC